Oryza brachyantha (malo sina) is the source of this 801-nucleotide messenger RNA. Its product is annotated as tetraspanin-3-like. The transcript is spliced from 2 exons. Gene Ontology annotation, cellular component: plasma membrane; plasmodesma. Gene Ontology annotation, biological process: auxin-activated signaling pathway. The coding region runs from base 1 to 801 and encodes 266 amino acids. The record is from RefSeq and is a predicted model, not a curated record. Lineage: Eukaryota; Viridiplantae; Streptophyta; Magnoliopsida; Poales; Poaceae.
AUGGCCACCAUUACAACGGUGCUAGGGGUACCGCUGGCACUGCUGCUGGUUGGCACCAAGAACACUCCCGAGGUUUGCAACCGCGGCGUCUUUUCGGGGCCAACCAUCGCAAUCGGCCUCUUCCUCCUGGCCAUCAACAUCUUGGGUUUCUGCUGCCGGAAGCACGGCGAGGGCACCCUCCACGGCUGCCACUCCGUCGGCUCGUCCAUUGCGAUCCUCGCCAUCGUCGGCUUCGUCGUCUUCGGCUAUGUUGCCGUCGGAGGCAUCGACCUCGGCUCUCUGACGGUCCGCACCUACAAACUCGAUGACUACGGUGGGUGGCUCAGGGGUCGCGUGGACGACCCGCGGUACUGGGCAACAACCAGUGCGUGCCUCCGUGACGAUAAACAUGUAUGCGAUGGCGUGAGGGUGAGGCAGCCGGUGAUACUACACAACCCAAGAUCCGGCAUGCUCGUCCGCGAGCUAUCCUCCUAUCAAGGCCCGGUGAAGGAAUACCGUGUAAUGUUGCCAAUCGAGGUUGGAUGCUGCAUGCCACCACGAUCAUGUGCAUCCACAUAUAUGAAUGGGACGGCGCAGACAGCAACACCAAGCCCAAGCGUCGCCCCUGCCGCCAUGGUAACCAACGAUGACUGCAGCAGGUGGAGCAACGACGAAGAAACACUCUGCUUCCAGUGUGACUCAUGCAAGGCAGUCUUCCUCGACGACACCAAGAAGGCCUGGAAUGCCUUUGCUGGGAUUCCCAUUAUCUGUUUGAUCAUCCUCAUUUGUACAUGUUCAUGUUGUCCUAGGAAUCUGGAUUAA